Hippopotamus amphibius kiboko is the source of this 3553-nucleotide messenger RNA. Its product is annotated as feline leukemia virus subgroup C receptor-related protein 2. Gene Ontology annotation, cellular component: membrane. Gene Ontology annotation, biological process: transmembrane transport; heme export. The coding region runs from base 386 to 2053 and encodes 555 amino acids. NCBI's taxonomy places the organism in Eukaryota, Metazoa, Chordata, Mammalia, Artiodactyla, Hippopotamidae. The transcript is spliced from 10 exons. The record is from RefSeq and is a predicted model, not a curated record. Gene Ontology annotation, molecular function: heme transmembrane transporter activity; heme binding.
GCAAGGCCGCAAAUCGGCCGGGGAGCGACCGGAGUCGGGCGGAGCGCUGCGCGAGUUGAGAACUGUUUCCAGGACCGAGAGGCUGAACGUGGGCAGACGCCUCGGGAGGAGUCAAGGCACCGGCGGCCAGGAUCAGGCUGAGGCGUCUGCAGCUGGGGGACAGCAAUCAGGGUCAGAGGACGCCAAGGAAAAGUGAGAGCAGAAGCUUGGAGGCGAGCGAGCGAGCCCCACUGGCGCCUUUUACGCAGGCUGGGGACUCCGUUUAUUCCUCCGGGGCUGGCCGGGCAAGUGCUACGUCAGCUCUAGGAGACCAGCCGACGCCACUGUCCCUUAAGUCGACUGGAGUCCUCAGCACCUGUCUAGGGCGCCAGGAGAGGCCGUGGUCAUGGUGAGUGAGGAUCCUAGCCAACAAGAGCGUGAUGGCACCCCUUCGCAGACGUCCGCACUCCAGGAGAACCCCAGCGUCUCGGCCCACCCCAGCGUCUCGGCCCACCCCAGCGUCUCGGCCCACCCCAGCAUCUCGGCCCACCCCAGCGUCUCGAUCCACCCAAGCGUCUCAGCCCACCCAAGCGUCUCGAUCCACCCCAGCGUCUCUGCGUACCCCAGUAGUUCGGCCCACCCCAGUACCUUGGCUCAACCCAGUGGCUUGGCCCAGCCCAGUACCUCCGGCCCUGAGGACCUCAGCAUAAUCAAAGUAAGCAAGCGCCGAUGGGCGGUGGUCCUGGUGUUUAGCUGCUACUCCCUGUGCAACGCCUUCCAGUGGAUCCAGUACAGCUCCAUCAAUAACAUCUUCAUGUCCUUCUACGGGGUCAGUGCCUUCACCAUCGACUGGCUGUCCAUGUGCUACAUGCUGACCUACAUCCCUCUGCUCCUGCCAGUGGCCUGGCUCCUGGAGAAAUUCGGCCUGCGCACCAUCGCCCUCACGGGCUCCGCUCUCAACUGCCUGGGGGCCUGGGUGAAGCUGGGCAGCCUGAAGCCACAUCUCUUCCCCGUCACCGUGCUGGGCCAGGUCAUCUGCUCCGUGGCCCAGGUCUUCAUCCUGGGCAUGCCCUCCCGCAUUGCUUCUGUCUGGUUCGGGGCUGAUGAGGUGUCCACAGCCUGCUCCGUAGCUGUCUUUGGCAAUCAGCUUGGAAUUGCCAUUGGGUUCUUGGUCCCUCCUGUCCUGGUACCCAACAUCAAAGACCAGGACAAGCUUGCCUACCACAUCAGCAUCAUGUUCUACAUAGUAGCAGGUGUGGCCACUCUGCUUUUCAUCCUUGUCAUCAUCGUAUUCAAGGAGAAGCCUAAACAUCCCCCGAGCAGGGCGCAAUCCCUGAGCUAUGCCUUGGCAUCCCCUGAUGCUUCGUACUUAAGUUCCAUCGUCCGACUCUUCAAAAACCUCAACUUCGUGCUUCUCGUCAUCACCUAUGGUCUGAAUGCUGGUGCUUUUUAUGCCUUGUCCACUCUGCUGAAUCGCAUGGUGAUCUUCCACUACCCGGGGGAAGAAGUGAAUGCUGGAAGAAUCGGCCUGACCAUCAUCAUUGCAGGAAUGCUCGGGGCUAUGAUCUCAGGCAUCUGGCUGGAUAGGACCAAAACCUACAAGGAGACAACUUUGGUGGUCUAUAUCAUGACUCUGGUGGGCAUGGUGGUUUACACAUUGACCUUGAACCUGGGACACCUGUGGGUAGUGUUCAUCACAGCUGGCGCAAUGGGCUUCUUUAUGACUGGCUACCUCCCACUGGGAUUUGAGUUUGCCGUGGAGCUGACAUACCCAGAAUCAGAAGGCAUUUCGUCUGGCCUCCUCAACGUGUCUGCCCAGGUAUUCGGGAUCAUCUUCACCAUCUCCCAGGGCCAGAUUAUUGACAACUACGGAACCAGGCCUGGGAACAUCUUCCUGUGUGUGUUCCUCACCCUUGGAGCCGUCCUCACUGCAUUCAUUAAGGCAGAUCUCCGGAGGCAGAAGGCAAACAAAGAAACUCCCGAGAAUAAACCCCAGGAGGAGGAGGAAGAGGAGGAAGAAGAGGAGAGCAAAGUCAGCAAAGGCCCCACCACUGUGCUGGAGGAGCAUCUCUGAGAGAGAAAGGUGGUGGGACUCAGGGAACACGGACCACCCCCACCUCUUCCGCCAGCACAGCUCUCCCCGCCAGCACCACGGGCUUCCCCGGAGCAGCUUUUGGAGGGAAUCCAGGGGAGAAUCUGUGGCUUGGAGGGCAGUGCCUCUGCCUCCUGGCACCCACUCCAGAGCUUGCGUUGUCUACUUGGGGGAGACGGCACGUUUCACCCAGUGCAGAUUGGGUCGCCCCCUGCCCCUUGUGGUUCCGGGAGCUGGCGGGGGAGGCGGAGGGAAUCCUGGAGCGGGUCCUGGCCUGCCUCGCCUCCCCCCACAUCCCUCGGGAGAAAGCCUGCAGAUUAUGAUGGACAGACAGCUUAUUCGGGAGACUGUUUCUAGUGUCUGUGGACCCUUAGGGGCCCAAUUGUAAGGAACAGCAGCUGUUCGGGACGAGGGUCCUUCUUGGGCCACCAGACUGACCGCUAAAGUUCUGUGGCAGAGAAAACACCAUCAGGACACACCUCUCAGGACUCUGGGACCAGGUUCUCCCAGCUCACGUUGGCGUCUGUCUCAAACCCUCUUUCCCAAGAGCUGAUGGAACCAAACCUCAAUACACUUGACAGAACUGUGUACUCUGGAAGCCUGAUUUGGGACCAGGAAGGUUCUUUUCUACAAAAGAUGUCCUGGCCCAGGACCUUGUAUGCAUGUGACUGUCACCUCUGCUGCCGUUAUCUGGAUGCUGCCCAUGUGUUCCUGUUCUCCAGAGGGAGGGCAGGCCCAGCCAAGUGCCUGUAACUUUACUGAAAACUAACCUGGAUCCUUCCCCUCUGAGAACCCCAAAGGUCGCCUAAGAGAUGAGAUGAGAGGGGCAGAAGGAGAGGUGGCCCUUGAAUGGGACCUGGGUCUGCUGGGUUAGGUGAGGGCAUUCCACCUCUGGUGGCGACAGUAUUUCACUCCCAGUCCCUCUGCCCAUCCCCUUCUAUAAUAGCAAUAAUUUCUUCUCAGAUGUUCUGAAUUAAAGGGAUUCCCUUUCAACAGCCCAAGCUGACCUCUCCUGCCUUGUCUGCUGUCUGCUCUACUCAUGGGCUUGGGGAGAAUCUGCUCACAAUAAGACAUUUUGGUCCUUUCUCCUGCGUGUCAAGCUCCAUGGUCAUGAGGCCUGUGCUGUUUUGCUGUGGCCCCUGCCCCGGCCUCAGCAUGUUGGAGCAGCCUGGGUGGCAGCGGUGCUGGGGCCACUGCCCGAGAGCAGCCGGGUGUGUGUGUGUGUGUGUGUGUGUGUGUGUGUGUGUGUGUGUGUACAGAUAUUCUGUACAUAAUAAAAGGAGUUCACUUCUGGUGGGAGGACUGAGUUGGGGGUGGAAGGGAGGUGGAGUGAUGGGGCCUUACUUUUUGAUAAGGAGAAAGUGUUUACUCUGGAGCCUCUUAAAAGGUGGAAACAAAAUGUUUACUGAAACUAUUGCUUUAUUUACAAAAAUAAUUAGUAUUUUCUACUUGUAACACCAGAUAUUUUAAAGCAAUAAAAGA